Molecule: messenger RNA, 4167 nt
Organism: Lolium perenne
Lineage: Eukaryota; Viridiplantae; Streptophyta; Magnoliopsida; Poales; Poaceae
Source: RefSeq, a predicted model, not a curated record
CUCCAGCUCCCCACCGUGGCCAUCCAUAGCCGAGACUCCCCGGGGAAGAAGGGGAGGGGCGCGCGAGCGCGUGGCUAACAGGGUGGCGCGCGGCAUGACCUGGUCGUGGGUGGUCGGGGUCUCCACAAAAUCAACCACACACACCCCAUCACUCUUUCACCCCACCAAAUCCCCUCCACCACCACGUCUCCUGCUUCCUCCUCCCACGGCAACUUCUGCGCCGUCCUGUCGCAUCCUCAUCCUCGCGACGGCUCAUCCCCUCGCGUCACUCCUUCACCACUGGAAGGACGACGAACCCGGCACCAUCUACUUGCGUUGCAGGGAUCCCGUCAAGAACGGGGUGGCUUCAUCACGGGCAGGCCAAACCCGAGGCCGGCGGUGCCACGGGCAACUCCGUCGAGCCCCUCCUCGAGAUUCUCGGGGCUAGCGGGCGAGCGGCUGAAGGCGGAGAGAGGGGGAGGCCGCGGCAGCGGGGUCGUCAUCCAUGGCGUUUUUAUGAUUCUAUCCCUCGACCUACACCGGUCUGCCCAUGACUAUGGCUGAGCGUCCUGCACCGGUCUCCUCCCGUCUGAUCUCCUCCGAUGCGACGGGCGGCAGGAAACUCUAGGAGCCCUCGCCGAAGUCUUCCAUGCCGCUGCUGCGGUGGCUGCGGCAUCAGGUGGCCGGCGAUGUGCAGGGCCGAUGCCGUCGAAGAGGUCGGACAGGCCGUCACCAUGACACAAGGCGACGGCAAGCUGAAGCCGGUGGAGGACCCGACGGUGCCCACCAGCACUGACCGACCCGUUCUCUCCUGUUGCUGUCUGGGAUACAGUCUGGGAGUCCUCUUGCGGAUAUGUGAAUUUUCUAAGGCCAUCCAACUCUUUGGCAAUCUCACAGCGGAAGCAGCGGUUGACUGGUGGCCGGAAACAACACAAUAUCUCGGGCCAAUAUGCUGGGGAUUCCUUGCCGGUGUCUUUGACUCUGCUGCGGCGGUGGCUGUGGCAGUUGGUUGCACACUGGGUGUCUGGCACUGUUCCAGUUCAGGGCACAGGGGGAGGUCGGAUGUGUCAUCGCCGUUCAGUGAGGCAGGCGCUCGGUGAUGUGCCGUAACGGUGAUGGAUCCAAUGUUUUGCACAAGCUCUGUCCUCAACUCUAUCCCCUUGGGCAAUGUCGACGAUUAGAUCGCCAUGAGUAGCUGCUCUAGAUGGCAUGCCGUGGAGAUACGAUGGGAGUAGUGGCCCAUGAAAACAGGGGAUGUGGCGGUGCUCUGCUUGGUCGCCGGCCCUCAGUGGCGACUAGAGAGGCGACAACAACGUCGAUUGGAAGCAGCUGCUCGCCCACUAGCCUCACUCGCCGGCCCUCGGUUUUGCUAUAUGGUUGCCUUCUGUUAUAGAGCAUUACCUCAUGCCAGCGUUUGGUUUUCCUUAGUUCAUAAGGCUUGCGAUUCCACCUUAUAGCUUAUCCUGCCAUACACCAAUAUAUAUACACCUCUGCUAUGCUAUAAAAAUAGAGCAUUACCUCACAUACAUGGGAGCCUAGAGACGAGGGAGAAGUAAGCUGGAGUGUGGAAAAAACAUGGAAUAAGCUGCCUUCUUCUGGUAUUUUUCUGGCAAUCAGCAAUCUUUCUAAUGUUGUUACUCGCUUGAACAAAACAGCUGAGUUUUUUUUUUGUUUUGUUUCUAGGAUCAGUUCUCUAUGCAAGGCAACCACUGAAGUACGCGGUUUUGUGUUUGUAGAUUCUGUUGAAUUGUUGAAAUUCAGUAUUCCAGUUUGGCAACGCCAGUUUGUUUCAGUUAAGUAGUGUUUAUUACUGAAUUUAUCGUCAGUUCAGUGGGUUAGGCAGAUCACAACCAAAUUUCAGACCAUUGAAAUUACUUUAUCCUGCUGGCUUUAAUUCUUUGUUUCCUCGAACACAAUGGUAUAAAUUAACAUGCGCACAGAAUAGUUUAUUUAUACACAACUGCUUAUUAAGCUGGGAAAAAAAAGCCUCAGGUAUUAUUUUUAGAAUACUCUCAGAACAAUCAUCAAGCCAUAUAGUUUCAGUUUCAGUUUCAGAUUCGGAUUACUCUCGGAGUUCUAGCACAGAUAAGAUUCAUUUUCAGUAUAUAGUACAUACUGAAGAAGCAGUGACGUACAAGGUCAAUCCCCAAUCUUCCAUUCGUCACUAGCUGCUGUCACCGAUCCGUUCUUCUUCCUUGACGAGUCGAAUAGUGAGACAGUCCCGCGGCGACUGCACACAUCCUGCUUCUGUUCUGCUAUGUGGUCGCCGCUGUCGCCAUCUCCGUUGUCCUUUCAUCUGGUCAGGUAUUCAUCCUUUUUUAGUUAGUCCAUGCUAUUUCCUUGCCGAUGCUUUAAUUUCCCUGUUCUUUGGUUUUUCGUGUUGUUCUCUCCUCUGGUCCGCCUAAACCCAGGGCUGCUGGGCAUUCUGGACAUCUUUUGUGUCCCCUCCUUCUCAUGGCUCCCGGCAGAUCUGCCCAGAGGCACUCGAUGCUUAAGUUCCUGUAACACAAAAUCAUUUAGGCCCUAUUUAUGAACUGAAUGCCACGCUUGGUUUUGCCUCUUUCCCAAGCUUCCCAGUGUAUUUUUUGUGAAACUUAGUAUCUUCUCACAGUCAUCCACUCUCAAACAACGCUUGCAAACUAAGUCAUCACAAUGAAAAUUUGCAGCAGUCCCAGUUCUCAACUGAAGGAACUGAAUAGUAGACAGAUUGUCCUAGGCAAGACGUAAAAUACAUGUAUUGAAGAAACUGUUUUAAACGAAUUCAUUGUCUUUUUUUUUUUUUGAAACGGAUUGUCUUUCUGAUGAUAGAGUUUAAUACGGUGAAAUUAUUUUUUUUGUUAUACCUUUCAAACUUCCAUAGAGUAGCUGGAUCAGGAUCACUCUCUUUAUCCUAUGUCUGAUUGAUUUUCCUCACAUGCUAUCUUUUAGCAUGUGAGAAGAGCGGAAAACCAAAUCUGAUCCCGGGUGCAUAUGCACCCGGUAUGUAUAAAACAUAUUUGCAAACGGUAAAAAAAUUAGGAAAUUUUUUUAGCAUGUAGAGAGACAUGUUCUAUGUGUGCACGUAAAUUUUCACAUAAAACCAACAUUUUUUGUACCCUAUGUAAAAAAGACAAAUAAUGCCUCAAAAAAUAGACUAUUUUAGCACCUAAGAUUUGUCUUUUUUGCACAAGGCAUGAAACAUAUCGGUUUUUGCUGAAACAACUUUGUAAGCAUGUAACAUGUCAAGGUAUACACAAAGAAUUUUUAUUUGUAUUUUUCUAACAUUUUUAAAUAUAUUUAAUAUGUGUUUCAAAUAAAGGGUGCAUAUGCACCCGGGUGUAGAAACACCCUAUCCGACGUGGGAAGAGGGCCUUUUUAUGCCUAAAUGAACCCCAUUGUCCUUAUAAGAAGAUUGAUUUCUAAGAUGAUGUGUUUCUUUGUCGAGCCUUGUGUUUCAUAUUUUCCAAUUUGUACCUUGAGGAUCUCCUUUUAUCUAGACUACAAAUGGCGUGUGUUCAAACUAUAAUACGAAUAAGCAAAAAAGGUUAUGUCAGACUAACAGAGCAUAUAUGCAUAUUUUUCUUGAGAUAUAUGUCAAACAUAUGCUGGGUAGCUACUAGCUACAAAGAUGGGUCAUAAUGGUCAUGUAAUACAAGAAUGGAACAACUAUCCCCGUUUGAUAUUGAUACAUGUGCACAUUUCUGAAUUUGGAAAUACUGUUGGCUUCUACUCCUCCUAGCAAGGAACAUCCUGUGCGCACCUCCCGCCGCUCCUCCGACUCCUCUCCUUCUGUGAUAAAGAAUUGUUCUCCCGAUCUCUGUAACAUAAUUGUGCUCCUGCAGGUACACCAGAAGGAGAUCAAGGCUGCGAGAGGAUCUCCAGUACCACCAGCAGCACGGAAGGCGGAAAAGGAGAGCGCAAUCGGAGCUCCUCCAAAGUGGCCAUCUUCGGAGGUGAUGGAUGGGGAAAAAUCCCAUGUCGCAUUGAGUGCAAUGGCGCUUAGGCAUUAUAUGUAUGAUCAUAUCUCAUGAUCAUAUAGGUUCUAUCUAUGAAACGAACUUCUGAACUUCUGAACUGCAACAGGCAUGUAUUGUUGUGUCGACUGAACGCUUGAUCAUACACCGCACCCCUAUUCCGAAUUGAAUUAUACGUAUGAUCAUUAUGCACAUCUAUUUCCAUGAUUAGUCUAUUUAUGUCCAAGUUGCCCCA